CACCUGCUGAGCAGAUCCACAGCAAGAGCAAAAAAGAAGAAGAAGAAAAAAAAAGAAACGGACGAGAGGAAAUACUGUCAACAGUCAACAUGAAGAUCACGCUUUGCUCCAUUGUUCUUGCAAUCCUGGCUCUAAACUUGGCCACAGAAGCCGUGCAGGUCCAGGAGGAGGAGUUCUCAUUCUCACUGGAGGCUGUGAAGAAGCUCCAAGAGCUGACAGGUAGCAGCAGGAGGAUGGAGAAACUGAAUCCGCGGCACAGGACCAGUGCCAUGUCUGUCUGUGUCAACCCCCUCCUUCCACAGGUGUUCCUUCCCCUCUGUCAGCAGCCAGGAGCUGCACUUUCCCUCUCAAAACUAGCAAUGAUUCCCAUUGACGUCUGUGAGAUCUGCUCUUUUGCUGCCUGCACUGGUUGCUAAACCAACCCAGUUAAAACACAAGGGAACAGGAGAUCAUCUCUUCAUAUUACUCACUACUACUCAUGUUUAUUUUGUUAUCUUUGUUUGUUUUAUCCCUUUUUUUCUUAAGAGCAUUUUUGGCAUCGUUUCGUGUAGUGGUACAUUGCAGAGUAUAUGUCUAGGAAGACAGACACAAACUGUUUGAUUCUGAAGUCAAUAAGACAAAAAAAAGGGCUCCAGAGCAACAAAAAAAAAAAUUGGGGUUGUAUUUUCUACAAACUGUUACUUUUCAGCAUGUUCAGCACUUGUUCUGAUGAGUCUCUAUCAUUAACAUUUUUUAUUUUUGUUAGUCAUAUUUCUGUUUUCCAAGCAUUGUGUAUUUAAAGCAGAUAUGUCUUUAUUAUUUUUUCUCCUUUUGUACGGAUGUUUUAAAUAAAAGCAGAGAAAAAAAAAUCA
This is a messenger RNA of Lampris incognitus (smalleye Pacific opah), 851 nucleotides long. Its product is annotated as guanylin family protein. The transcript is spliced from 3 exons. The coding region runs from base 90 to 416 and encodes 108 amino acids. Gene Ontology annotation, molecular function: guanylate cyclase activator activity. Gene Ontology annotation, cellular component: extracellular region. NCBI's taxonomy places the organism in Eukaryota, Metazoa, Chordata, Actinopteri, Lampriformes, Lampridae. The record is from RefSeq and is a predicted model, not a curated record.